AUGUUAUACAAUCUAGUGCUCCUCUGCUCGGUAGCCGCUGCGGCCGCCUUCGCUGGCUUCGAGCACGAGUCACCGAAGGAGCAUCGCCAUGAGCACUUCGAGCACGUCAAGACCAUCACGGUGACGAAGAAGGUCCCGAAACCAUACCCUGUGGAAGUAGAGAAACACGUGCCUUAUGAGGUAAAAGUUCCAGUCGAUAAACCUUAUCCAGUUUAUGUACCGAAACCUUACCCAGUUUACGUUGAAAAGAAGGUACCGUACGAAGUAAAAGUUCCAGUGCCGAAGCCUUAUAUCGUUGAGAAGAAAGUACCCUACGAAGUCAAAGUUCAAGUAGACAAGCCAUACCCUGUUGAAGUACCCAAACCCUAUAAUGUCUACGUUGAAAAGAAAGUUCCAUAUUAUGUAGAAAAGCAUGUACCAUAUACAGUCAAAGUACCUGUUGAGAAGAAGUAUCCAGUGCAUUACCCAGUCGAGAAAAAAAUUCCGUAUCCAGUUUACAAAGAGGUUCGUUAUGAAGUUAAAGUACCUGUCGAAAAACCAGUCCCCUACCACGUGGAGAAGCCAGUUCCCUACCAUGUAGAGAAAGAAGUGCCCUAUCCCGUAGUGAAGGAAGUGCCGUACCCAGUCAAGGUGCCUUAUAAAGUAGAGGUUAAAGUUCCUUACAAGGUGGAAGUUCCCAAAUAUAAUGACUUCAAAGAAAGCAGUGGUUUUUAUGGCCAUAAGUAAUUAUUUCCGGACGGUGUUAUUAUUGGGUAUGGUUUCCGAACAACGAACAUUGGAG
Nezara viridula (southern green stink bug) is the source of this 781-nucleotide messenger RNA. The record is from the annotation of a GenBank genome assembly. NCBI's taxonomy places the organism in Eukaryota, Metazoa, Arthropoda, Insecta, Hemiptera, Pentatomidae.